Messenger RNA from Cimex lectularius (bed bug), 3482 nucleotides. RefSeq lists its product as uncharacterized. The coding region runs from base 1212 to 2732 and encodes 506 amino acids. The transcript has 2 exons. Lineage: Eukaryota; Metazoa; Arthropoda; Insecta; Hemiptera; Cimicidae. The record is from RefSeq and is a predicted model, not a curated record.
AAAAAUUUCUUUUUAAAUAUGGUAUAACCUACAUUUUUGGAACAAGUUACCGUCCACAAGGAAAUAUGGCAAAAAGAUAUGUGGCAAAUAUAAAAAAUGCGGUAAGGGUCAAUUGUUCCAGUAAACACAAUAACUGGGAUGAAUAUGUUGCCUGGAUCACCGCAAAUUUAAAUAAUUGCAUUAAUGAAUCCACUAAGUUAUCCGCCGCGGAAAUUUUUCUAGGUCGUAAUAUCAAAGACUUUGAAGUUGAAGUCGUUGGUCGUCUUCUGGUCGUUGUUUACUUCUGACUGGAUGUUCCGGUAGAGCAGGUUUCACAUCAUUAACCGAUUGGCUGCUAUAUCGCUAUAUUUUGGGAUUGGGUUUUGAUUUUCUAGAAAGUGGAUAUUUUCAAUAAGAAGAAUAUUAUUCUCCUUCAAGGCUGCGUCCGUAUCCUCAAGUUCGAGGACUAGUUUAAACAGUAUGAUUUCCCUAAGUUGAUCUUUAUCACCUUGUUGAACCGCUCAGCAGGAAGUACAGAUUAUACGUGGAUUAUUGAUGUUUUGUGGUACUGUUUCCCAAACAUCUCCCGUGAAAACAGCUACCGCAGGGGAUACAUAUCGCGUUUGAAAAUGACUUCGUAAGUAGUGGCGACUUAAUUUAAAGUAGGUUUUAGAUGGUCCUUCCGAGGACGUGUGGUCGUCGCCCGCCAUGUUGGAAUGAAUAAUGAAAUGUAACAAGAGAGUAUUACCAGAGGCUCAAAGAAAUUUGGCUAAAUAUUCGGUCGAUUGUUCCACCGCUAUCAGUUGAUCGUAUGAACAAAUGGGAAAAAUUUGAUAAAAUUGAAAAAAUUGGUUACUCCCAUGCACACACGCCUAAUCACUUUCAUAGGCAAAAAAUUGCCCGAGGCAUUUACGAUGUAGUUAUGGUAGUUAUAGGCCACAUUCCUCAUGUACUGCUUACGCUUCAACCACACCGCCGGUACAAUGGAUCAGCAAGUUACGUUGUUUAAAAUGUGGAGACAAACACUUAAUAAAAUAUUGUCAAAAAUCCGAUGAUAAUCCGUCUUGCGUACUCCCUCGAAAGAGCCACCUUGGGAAUAGCAAAAUAUGCGAGAAAAAAAAAGAGGAAGAAAACAGGGAAAAAAUAGAAAUCCGGAUUGUUCCGAAACAACUUAAUGAAAAGUAUCCCUGACUGUUCACGAAGCGUCAAAAGGAGUAUAUUACUCGGUGGUCAUGGAUCAAAUUGACAUGGACUCUUUACCCGACUACGAAGGCAUCUUGCGAAAAUUCAUCUUCUAUAUAUAUUUAUCCUAUUACUGUGGUUAUUACUCACCGAUGCUGCUAUUCGGUUGGUUUAAGUUGUCUUCUGGCGCCGUUAUUGCUGUGACUUCUACUUUUUAUAUCUUACAUUUAAUCUGCACGUUGUUGUUGAUUAUAGACUGUUUUGGAAUAUAUAUCGCACCGAGCGACAAGGACGUCCUAACUACGUGUUUGGCGCUUACGUUGAAACAUAAGUUAAAUUUGUUUACGAUUAACGGACCGAAAUUAACGGAAGAAAUUGUGAUGACCGUCAAAUUAUUAACCCUUCUUGGGACAGUAUCUUGGGUGAGUUUAGAAAAAGUGAUUGGUGAUUUAGUUGGUAAGUCUAUACUCGAUUCAAUGGAUACUGAAUAUAAUGUGGUGAUAUUUUUUACGGUUAUGUUCUUAAUAACCACAUUCAUUGCUUGUGUCUUAGAACUUGUUUUUCAGCCAUUCUUAAGAAAUGAAACGCCUCUCAAAACUCCGUUUCACUAUAUUGCAAUAGCAACUGUAAUAUUUGUAGGGGCAAUGGUACUCAGAGGUUUUUACUUGCAUGGUAGAGAACUGGAACAAAUAUCGCAACCACGACUGAGAGGACACUGUCAAUUAAGAUUUUUUAAUUCUCUAAGUGACGAGGUUUCCAUUAAAGUGAGAAGUUACAGUUAUAUUAAGAUAAAACCGUAUGGGGCGGCCUUUUUUCUCAAGAUUCCAACGCGUUUGGCAAUAAAAGUUCUAAUUACAACAAACCAUAGUUCGUUUAGUUUAGAUCUGCACGUUUUGGAACUUUACUCGUAUUCAUACAUCGUACAUUCGGACAGAAUUACGGAGGAGCUGGAACAAAGUCCCAUACGAGACAAAUGGAAACUCCGAUCGGAUACUGCAUAUUUUUUCCUUUUGGACAGCAAACUGGCAAAAGUUUUAACGUUUUAUAAAGAAGGCAAAUUGUCUAAAACGUACAAUAUGUCAGAACGACAAAGAAUCUAUGCAAUACCACCGGGAAUUUACGCUGUUCACAUAAAAACGAAUAGCAGUGAGACAACAACUAACGCAAAAUGGCUAAAGCCAGGUUUUGUUUAUUGCCUAUUUAUUCACUUGAUACAAAACGAUACUUCCGCAAUUGAAGGAAAAUUUUUUUUCAACACCAUGAAAAGCGACGAAAAUUACUACGCACUAGGAGUGCAAGGUUUGAUGUUUUCAGUCGGGCACAUGACGAUGUUCGUCACUAUCAUGUUCUACGUACAAACUGAAUCUUCUGUGUCUUCGAAAGGCACGGUUUUUACCUGGACGAUGAUUUUGUUCCAUUUGGCAGAUAAAAUAAUGCACGGUAAAAAAGCUAUUUUCAGCAAUGCUACUUCACUCACGUAUUACACCACAGCAUUUUUUCUUGCGGCCUUUAUCAUUGUGUCUAUUAAUGCUGCACUACGAUACAAAUUUACAGAAUACUCGUUAAAAUAAAAUAAUUUUUUUAGAUCCAGCAGUAGUUUUUUUCCGAAAAAACAAUGUAUUUUGUGUGAAGACAUUUCUUAAAUGCCUUAUUCAGGAAAGCUAGUUGAAUAGCUUUCGUUGAGCGUUAAAUUCUUUUCUUAACUUUUUAUUCUUCUGCAUCCACCAUUAAUAACUUACAGUGCUCGCAUUUAGGGAAAUAUCUCUAAAUCGAAUUUUCCUAUGCUCCCCAACAUGUGCAAAAUGAUGCUCUAAGUAAGAUUACAGGGGUUUACGUUGUUCUCUGUUAAACUACAUGGUAGUAAACCUAAACAUACGUUGCAUAACAAACAGCCUACAUCAGUAGAGCAUUGUAAAUUUUUAUAAUUCAAGCACAUAUAAAACACCUUUUACUUAUAAUGCGGAAGACUGGAAUUACCAUGUAGCAAAUAGAAUUACCAUAGUACAUAUUGUUUGAAAAAUAAUGAACAUACUGUGAUAACCAACGUCAGUAAUAUGGGGUGUUUACUGGGGUAGAAGCAGAACUACACGGGCAUAGGAAAAAUUAACUACUGUAUUAAAAGGUAAUAACUACAAGAUAAGAGAGCUUACGGGAAAUAGAUUCAUCAAGUAUUACAAUCAUUCCCUUGUGAGAAGUAUAGGUGUGGAUGUAGCAAUGGCGGGGGUGAAGGCUUUCGGUAAUGUCCAUAUCUUGGGAAGACGGGACAAGGGGACAGCUUUAAAAUUAAAAUUUUUUGUAAUAAUUUGUUGGAAUAAUGGAUA